This is a messenger RNA of Adineta ricciae, 744 nucleotides long. NCBI's taxonomy places the organism in Eukaryota, Metazoa, Rotifera, Eurotatoria, Adinetida, Adinetidae. The record is from the annotation of a GenBank genome assembly.
AUGUCAUUUAACACCGGCAAUACUCCUAGAGAAGGUGGAAAUGUGUGGAGUUCUGGUUCUCGUGGUUCACGUGGAGGUCCAGCUCAUUCAGAUGAUAAUGACGCUGAUGGUGCAAGAGGAGGUGGAUCGUUCCGUGGUUCAUCACGAGGAUAUAAUUCAGCAAGAGGUGGUGGUGGAUAUGGAUUUCGACGUCAGAAUGAUAAUAACGAUGAAGAACAAGUGGAAAUACUUAAAGAUACGAUAUUCAUUCAAAAUUUACCGAGAAAUAUCACUCGCGAUGAUAUUCAAGAAGCUUUUUCAUCCGUUGGACCAAUCAGAAUUGAUGAUCGCUCGGGUGGUCCGAAGAUUUGGAUCUACAAAGAUCGAAUGACUGGCGAAGGUAAUGGUCGAGCAACAGUUAGUUACGAAGAUGAUGAAACAGCUGAUAAAGCUAUUUCAGAAUACAAUGAUCAGCAUAUUAGCUCUAUAAACUCCGUUGUCCGCGUUCAACUUGCUCAACGUCGUAUUCGCAAUUAUGAUAAUAACAACCGUGGUGGUUUCAAUAAUCGAGGCUUUCGCGGUGGUCGAAACAACUGGAAUAAUUCUCGUCCGGGUGGCAAUAAUCGGUUCAAUAACGGUCGAGGUGGUGGUUUCCGUGAGGAGGUGGCGAUCGUGGAUCGUAUCGUGGCAAUCGAGGCAAUUCAUUUCGUGGCAAUAGCGACUCGACAUUCUAAAAUUUCGAGUGCGAAAUCCCGACUAACGUAA